GGCGAGCACUACUCCUCCCGACUUGAGCUGAGCUAGUGGUUAGCCAAUUCUAGCUCAGUAAUCCGCUUCGUCGAAGAGCGUGCCGAGCUAAGAUGGCCACCUCGCUGAGCAGCCGGGCCUUGGUGGCCGUGGCGGUGCUCGUCGCGGCCGCGCUGCUGCUGCCAGCCCGCCACGCCACGGCCGUCGCCGACGGCAAGGCCAAGGGAGACAAGGCCGCGGCGCCGUCGGGCUACGACAGCGCCAGCAAGCCGCCGCCGUCGUCACUGCCCGCGGACAAGGCCGCGCCGCCGCCGUCCCCGGGCGGCAUAGCCAUGCCGCCUUCGGCCUCCAACAACUCAUCCGCGCCGCCGCCGCUGUUGCCCCUCGUGCCGCCGCCGAAGCCGCUGCCCUUCGUCAUCGUGGAGGGCGUCAUCUACUGCAAGUCCUGCAAGGGCAACGGCUACAACUCCGGCAUCGACGCGUCGCCGCUGCCAGGCGCGACGGCGAUGAUGGUGUGCUACGGGCGGAAGGUGGUGAACGCGACGGGGACGGUGACGGACGGCAACGGCUACUUCCUCAUCAUGUUCUACGACAUGCAGAACUUCAACGCCAAGACGUGCAAGAUGUACCUGGUCUCGUCGCCGACGCCGCAGUGCAGCAGGCCCUACUACCCGCCCAGCCAGUGGAUCGGCCUCUCCCUCGUCAGGGAGACCCGGACCAUCCCGCCGGCGGGGCUGCAGGGCAUCUACACCCCCACCAGCGUCCUCUUCUACGCCCCCGGCGCCAAAGGCCAGUGCCCCUACUGAUGAUCGCCGGCGAUCGACCACCGACUCAAAACCGGCGUCGACACCCAUGGGAUCAUAUCCGUCGAGACCUCCGGCGGCUGCCGGCGAUAUGAUCCGCGUCCACGUCCGGCCCCGGCCGGCGGACGCGCGGGACUGCGUACGUUUAGAUGAUCGAUCUUGAUCGACCAUCCAGGCAGUAAGUAAUAAGUAGCUAGGCAUUGCGUUCUUAGCUAGCUUAAUUUUUCAUUAGCUUCUAGUAUGUGAGUUCAGUUGUUCUAGUUCGAUCGGAGCAUGAGUGGUGGCGAUGCUUUGGUUAUGGAUUGGCGUCGGUGUAACAUUGUCCUGUCUUUGACUAGUCGAUCAGUUCUUUAAUUUGUUCUGAAAC
Panicum virgatum (switchgrass) is the source of this 1149-nucleotide messenger RNA. RefSeq names its product pistil-specific extensin-like protein. The transcript has 2 exons. The record is from RefSeq and is a predicted model, not a curated record. The coding region runs from base 93 to 785 and encodes 230 amino acids. Lineage: Eukaryota; Viridiplantae; Streptophyta; Magnoliopsida; Poales; Poaceae.